Messenger RNA from Adineta steineri, 573 nucleotides. Lineage: Eukaryota; Metazoa; Rotifera; Eurotatoria; Adinetida; Adinetidae. The record is from the annotation of a GenBank genome assembly.
AUGUCUUCGUCGUCGUUUUCUCCACCACAUCGGCACAAUACUUAUGAAAAUCCUCCUUAUCAAGAUAUUUCAACAUCUUCAUCAGCAUCAUCAUCAUCAUUUUCAACAUCAUCUUCAUGUUCUAGUCCUGAUAUUCAACAAAAAGAAUAUUCUCUAUUAAACAAUAAAUCACGUCGUAAAAAACGUGCUUUUAUACCAGAUGAAAAAAAAGAUCCUGUCUAUUGGUCACAACGAUCGAAAAAUAAUCUAUCUGCUAAACGUUCACGUGUAAAACGACGUAUGAAUGAUCUUGUAUUAGAAACAAAAGUAACAGAAUUAAACAAUGAAAAUGAAAUAUUACGAGCAAAAAUUGAUAUGUUAGCAAGAAAAUUUGGUCAUCUAACAAACGAUCAACAACAAGAAGAAGAAGAAGAAAAAGAAAAAUUAAAUACAAAUAAAUCUGAUGAAACACAAGUUUCAAAUCUUUUAGAACAAUCAACAGAAGAACAAUCACUGAUCGAUAAAACAACAUUAUCAUCACCGAUGCCAAUAAAAUGGCGUUUUAAAUUAUUCAAUAUGACAUCAAAUUCUUGA